Molecule: messenger RNA, 1875 nt
Organism: Procambarus clarkii (red swamp crayfish)
Lineage: Eukaryota; Metazoa; Arthropoda; Malacostraca; Decapoda; Cambaridae
Source: RefSeq, a predicted model, not a curated record
CAUCGUGACCUGGGUGGAGGCCCCAAGCAUCGUGACCUGGGCGGAGGCCCCAAGCAUCGUGACCUGGGCGGCGGCCCCAAGCAUCGUGGCCUGUGGGGAGGCCCCAAGCAUCGUGGCCUGGGCGGAGGCCCCAAGGAUCGUGGCCUGUGGGGAGGCCCCAAGCAUCGUGGCCUGGGCGGAGGCCCCAAGCAUCGUGGCCUGUGGGGAGGCCCCAAGCAUCGUGGCCUGUGGGGAGGCCCCAAGCAUCGUGGCCUGGGGGGAGGCCCCAAGCAUCGUGGCCUGGGCGGCGGCCCCAAGCAUCGUGGCCUGUGGGGAGGCCCCAAGCAUCGUGGCCUGUGGGGAGGCCCCAAGCAUCGUGGCCUGGGCGGAGGCCCCAAGCAUCGUGGCCUGGGCGGAGGCCCCAAGCAUCGUGGCCUGGGCGGAGGCCCCAAGCAUCGUGGCCUGGGCGGAGGCCCCAAGCAUUGUGGCCUGGGCGGAGGCCCCAAGCAUCGUGGCCUGGGCGGAGGCCCCAAGCAUCGUGGCCUGUGGGGAGGCCCCAAGCAUCGUGGCCUGGGCGGAGGCCCCAAGGAUCGUGACCUGGGCGGAGGCCCCAAGCAUCGUGGCCUGGGCGGAGGCCCCAAGCAUCGUGGCCUGGGCGGAGGCCCCAAGCAUCGUGGCCUGCCCAAGGAUCGUGGCCUGGGCGGAGGCCCCAAGGAUCGUGACCUGGGCGGAGGCCCCAAGCAUCGUGGCCUGUGGGGAGGCCCCAAGCAUCGUGGCCUGGGCGGAGGCCCCAAGGAUCGUGACCUGGGCGGAGGCCCGAAGGAUCGUGGCCUGGGCGGAGGCCCCAAGCAUCGUGGCCUGGGCGGAGGCCCCAAGCAUCGUGGCCUGGGCGGAGGCCCCAAGCAUCGUGGCCUGGGCGGAGGCCCCAAGCAUCGUGGCCUGGGCGGAGGCCCCAAGGAUCGUGACCUGGGCGAAGCAUCGUGGCCUGGCGGAGGCCCCAAGCAUCGUGGCCUGGGCGGAGGCCCCAAGCAUCGUGGCCUGGGCGGAGGCCCCAAGCAUCGUGGCCUGGGCGGAGGCCCCAAGGAUCGUGACCUGGGCGAAGGCCCCAAGCAUCGUGGCCUGUGGGGAGACCCCAAGCAUCGUGGCCUGGGGGGAGUCCCCAAGGAUCGUGACCUGGGCGAAGGCCCCAAGCAUCGUGGCCUGGGGGGAGUCCCCAAGGAUCGUGACCUGGGCGAAGGCCCCAAGCAUCGUGGCCUGGGGGGAGUCCCCAAGGAUCGUGACCUGGGCGAAGGCCCCAAGCAUCGUGGCCUGGGGGGAGUCCCCAAGGAUCGUGGCCUGGGCGGAGGCCCCAAGCAUUGUGGCCUGGGCGGAGGCCCCAAGGAUCGUGGCCUGGGCGGAGGCCCCAAGGAUCGUGGCCUGAGCGGAGGCCCCAAGCAUCGUGGCCUGGGCGGAGGCCCCAAGGAUCGUGGCCUGGGCGGAGGCCCCAAGCAUCGUGGCCUGGGCGGAGGCCCCAAGGAUCGUGGCCUGGGCGGAGGCCCCAAGGAUCGUGGCCUGAGCGGAGGCCCCAAGCAUCGUGGCCUGGGCGGAGGCCCCAAGGAUCGUGGCCUGAGCGGAGGCCCCAAGCAUCGUGGCCUGGGCGGAGGCCCCAAGGAUCGUGGCCUGGGCGGAGGCCCCAAGGAUCGUGGCCUGAGCGGAGGCCCCAAGCAUCGUGGCCUGGGCGGAGGCCCCAAGCAUUGUGGCCUGGGCGAAGGCCCCAAGCAUCGUGGCCUGGGCGGAGAUCCCAGCUGCGUGUCAAGACAUGUUUCCAGCUUUUCACUGACAAGCAUCGUCACUGAUGUUGGAGAAGGACUUCGUUGUGCAGCAGGUUUGGGAGAACUGCAAAAGUGCCUUUCCUAA